Paramuricea clavata is the source of this 300-nucleotide messenger RNA. The record is from the annotation of a GenBank genome assembly. NCBI's taxonomy places the organism in Eukaryota, Metazoa, Cnidaria, Anthozoa, Malacalcyonacea, Plexauridae.
CUAUAUCUCAAUUACGAGAGGAUGUUGUGAAGAAACAGGUAAACAAUCAAAUUGAUAACCACUCAAAUCCUAUCCAUGAAUUAUUGCACAACCAUAAUACCAAUGAAAUUAUUAAUGAAGCGAAUGAAACCAACAUAAGUGAAGUUAGCAAUUCAAAUGGAAAGAAUGAAACGAGUACGAAUAAAAUUGAUGAUGCGGAUGCCUCUAACACUCCCAACCUAAAUGACCCCAAUGGCAAAUAUCGUCAAAAUGAUCCGACUCCGAAACAUCUGGUGCCAUGCCCCUUCCUGUGCAAGAAAG